AUGAAUAUGAUGGGGUGCCCCUCAUCAACGACAAUCAAUCUUCCGCCGGCGAUAAAUCCCCACACAACCCCAACUGAGGCGCUCAUAUUUCUCCAGAAAUGCACGAACCUCGCCCAAACAAAGCUGGCCCACGCCAAAAUCGUCCGGAACGGCCUUCACCACCAUCAAUUAAUCGCCGCGAGUCUCAUUCGCCUCUACUCUUCUUGUGGGCGUCUCGAUUACGCUGCUUCUGUUUUUCAAUUUGUCGACAAUCCGUCAACGUUUGUCUGUAACCUAAUCAUCCGGGCCCACACGGUGAACGGCCGGCCAGCGCGGGCCAUCGUGCUCUACAAUUCGAUGAUCUGCAGUGGCGUUCGCGCGGACAAAUUCACCUUCCCCUUUGUGAUAAAAGCUUGUCUGGCUUGUUCUCGUGUGGACAAGGCCAGAGAGGUGUACGGACUUGCCGUCAAGACCGGGCUUUCUGAGGACAUCUACUUGGGCAACGUGCUCUUGGAUCUCUACUUCAAGUCCGGGCUUUUGUAUGAUGGGCUGAGAAUGUUUGAUAAGAUGCGGGCCAAAAACGUUGUGUCGUGGACUACAGUUAUUGCGGGCCUUGUUCGUAAUGAAAGAAUCGACGUUGCCCAGAGGUUUUUCGACAAAAUGCCUACUAAAAACGUGGUUUCUUGGAGCUCUAUGAUUCAUGGGUACUCCAAGAGCGAAAAUCCGGGCCGGGCUUUUGAGGUGUUUGUGGAGGCGCAGAGCAAUAAUGUGAGGCCAAAUGAGUACAUGUUGGUUGGUGUUUUAACUGCUUGUGCUGAGCUGGGGAGCCUCAGAUUUGGGCGUUCGGUGCAUGGAUUUGCAGUGAGGAAUGGGUUUGAGAGUGGGGUUUUUCUUGGGACAGCCCUUGUUGAUAUGUACAGCAAGUGUGGCAGUUUGGGGAUUGCGAGACGGGUUUUUGGGAAUAUGGAUGAUAAGAGUGUGGCCACGUGGAAUGCAAUGAUUUCUAGUUUUGGAGUUCAUGGGUUUCACAAAGAGGCCGUUGAGUGUUUUGAGGAGAUGGAGAAGAUGGGAGUGAAGCCUGAUGCAGUGACUUUUGCGGGGCUCGUUAGCGCUUGCCUGAAAAUGGAAAGUCUCGAAAAGGGCCGUGAGUACUUGUAUUGUGUGAUUAAUCGGUAUGAGGUUAUGCCUAGCUUCGAGCAUUAUGUUCUGAUAGAUGAGAUGCGUGACCGGUGA
Messenger RNA from Striga asiatica, 1212 nucleotides. Lineage: Eukaryota; Viridiplantae; Streptophyta; Magnoliopsida; Lamiales; Orobanchaceae. The record is from the annotation of a GenBank genome assembly.